AUGGCUGAGCCAUCGCCCAAACGCCGCAGAACAUCCGCCGAGCCUCCCGUAGUCUCCGAGACUGGCGAUUUCCGUCCGCGCAAUACCCUACGAAGGACGCCUCCACGCCGUCCAUCGUUCCUGUCUCCAACCAAAGCCAGCCUUGCCCGUUUUAAUCCCGAGAUCCUGUCGAGACGCGCCUCCACCACGUCUGCGGUCGCUGAGCCCGAUGAGCCGUCGAGGUCUCCUGGCCGCGGACAACGAGCACUCGCGUACGUGCUGGGAGAGAGCCAUCAGAACCCAGACGAUGGAAACGCCGCCCCUGCAGCACAGCAACAUGGCGAAGAGCGCAGGCAUUCGAUAGGCGGGCGUCUGCUCCCGAGCAGAGACGUUCUCCAGGCGGCCGCAGCGGAUCAAUUGGCGCAGGAGAGCGCGGCACAUGCGGAGAGGAGAACUGAUGUGGAGGAUGACUUGCCCACGUUUCCGAAAGGGUCGCCGGCUGCGAGACCAGAUUUGCCACCGCAUGCCGGUCUUUUCUCCUCGCCAAGUAAGAAGGCGAGGAGGAAUAAGUCGCUGGGCCAGCGUCUGUCGUCACCCUUUAAGCCGAGAGAGUUGCCUCUCAGGCCGGAACCUGCGGACAGAGAGGCGCAGGCUGGUGCAGAGAACCCCAGUCCGAGAGGAGGAAAACUGGUGCGGGAAGAAGUGCAGGAGUCACCGCGGGCAAUGAACUCCGCCAUAGCCGAGCAAAGAUUAGCGCCUGCGAUGCCGAAGGUGGGGAUUGAUCCGAUGGAGAAGGAGAAGGAACGGCUGGGAAAACAAUUACAAGAGAUGCAGGAAGAGAUCAAGCAGUACGAGCGAGAGGUUGAGCGCAGUCGCACAGUUCCCGGACAUGAGAGCGCCGAGGACAUAUCUACCCUAAUCUCUCUCAUCACCAAGGCCGAUUCGUCACUACCGGCUUCGAGGCCAGAAGUUCCACCACUAUCGUCUCUGCUAUCCGCUUUCUUGCCUCUAGCAAAACCUGUUCAUCCACCGUCCGAGAAGCCCGAGAAGCCGUUACCUUCUCAUGAGCCUAUUGAAUUGGAUACUCCGCUUCCAUACUUGAAAUUGUUCACUACUUUUCAGUACGACUCCAGAGUAGAUGUGGAUAAUGAGUCGGGGCACCAGAUCCAUUUUACCAGCAUACGCUCCCCGGGUUCCCUACUCCAUCUCGAUCUGGAGCUGUUUGUAGACCCUGCCACUCGGAGUGUUUCGAAGUUAAACAUCAAAUCACUUUCACCCUGGGCUUCCCACGAACUAGGAACAUGGAUCAGAUCACGAGCUGCCGAGAAUGACGUGGGUGCAGUAUGUUGGGCUACCGAGUCUUACUAUGACGUCGCCGUCAAGCGUGCGCAGUGCUGGGCGCGUUGCUACAGGAAGUUCGCCCGCCUCUUGGAUCCGGAGCGAAAGGGGAAAGGUGGCAACAAGAAAAACGUUCAGCGUGAGGGGGGGCAGCAUGACGCCCCUGCGAGCUCGAACCUUCUUGAAGAGGAGACUGAAGAGGUCUCCGGAAUCGGUAGUGAUCUUGCAAGUGGGGGCCAAGAAGAAACCUCGAUGGAGAGAUGGGAACUGCUGCAACGCUUUGGUCGCGACAGCAUUACUUUCCAGAGCAAGCAUGUCCUGUUCAAGGUGUCUUGGAGGAUUCGUUUUGACUGGACUGGCGAGGCAGAGUCGGUCGUCGGUGCAGAUGCAGCCUUGCCUGGUGUCUGGCACGAAGCGGAUGAUCGAGGCUCUUUUCGUAAGAUCUCGGCAACAUUUGACCAGUUAGCACUCGAGAUGGGUGUCUUCGAAGCAACGAAGACGAUGGUCGGGUUACUGUUUAACGAAUAA
Molecule: messenger RNA, 1845 nt
Organism: Lasiodiplodia theobromae
Lineage: Eukaryota; Fungi; Ascomycota; Dothideomycetes; Botryosphaeriales; Botryosphaeriaceae
Exons: 2
Coding region: 1-1845 (614 amino acids)
Source: RefSeq, a predicted model, not a curated record